ACAGGGCUGAGCAUGCUGUUGAAAGCCACAGAAACCAGAGGAAACUAGUCAUGAAAACCCUGACUAUCAGCUGAUAGAUUUCUUCCUGAUAACUGUUAGUGCUUUUUUCCAGACUAGAGCCAAUCUUCAGGAGCGGACCAGGAUCCAGAGCUGUUUCAGCCCAAAUUGGCUGCGAUCUCUUUCCCCAUGUUUGAGGGCGCCGAGUUCUACUUUAACGUGGACCAUGGCUACCUGGAAGGCCUGGUGCGAGGGUGCAAGGCCAGCCUCCUGACCCAGCAGGACUACAUCAACCUGGUCCAGUGCGAGACCCUGGAAGAUGUGAAAAUUCAUCUCCAGACCACUGAUUAUGGCAACUUCUUGGCUAAUCAAACAAAUCCUCUUACUGUUUCCAAAAUUGACACGGAGAUGAGGAAAAAGCUAUGCAGAGAAUUUGAAUAUUUCCGGAAUCAUUCUCUGGAACCCCUGAGCACAUUUUUUACAUACAUGACAUGCGGUUACAUGAUAGACAAUGUGAUUCUACUGAUGAACGGUGCAUUGCAAAAAAAAUCUGUGAAAGAAAUUCUGGUCAAGUGCCACCCAUUGGGCCGUUUCACGGAAAUGGAAGCAGUCAACAUUGCAGAGACACCUUCUGAUCUCUUUAAUGCUGUUCUGGUGGAAACACCGUUAGCUCCAUUCUUUCAAGACUGUAUGUCUGAAAAUACCCUUGAUGAACUAAAUAUUGAAUUACUGCGCAAUAAACUAUACAAAUCUUACCUCGAGGCAUUCUAUAAAUUCUGUAAGAAUCAUGGUGAUGUCACAGCAGAAAUCAUGUGUCCCAUUCUUGAGUUUGAGGCUGACAGACGUGCUUUUAUCAUCACUCUUAACUCCUUUGGCACGGAACUAAGCAAAGAUGACCGGGAGACCCUCUACCCGACUUGUGGCAAACUCUACCCAGAAGGGUUGCGCCUGUUGGCUCAAGCGGAAGACUUCGAGCAGAUGAAGAGGGUAGCGGACCAUUAUGGAGUGUACAAGCCUUUGUUUGAGGCUGUGGGUGAUGGCAGUGGAGGAAAGACAUUGGAGGAUGUGUUUUAUGAGCGUGAGGUACAAAUGAACGUGCUGGCAUUCAACAGGCAAUUCCACUAUGGCGUGUUUUACGCAUACACAAAGCUGAAGGAACAAGAAAUGAGAAAUAUUGUGUGGAUAGCAGAAUGCAUUUCACAAAGACAUCGAACUAAAAUUAACAGUUACAUUCCAAUUUUAUAACCCAGUAUGGGGCCUCCGAUGCAGAACAUCUUUAAAUAUGAAGAAGAGGUUCCAAGGAAAAUAAAAAGAAUUGUGUUAUAUUAUCUGGGUUACACAAAAAUAAUUUACCCUGCACCUUCACGAGUUGCAGACCCACUAGAACAUAGUAAACCAACAGUAACAAAGUGAUUUUUUUUCUAGCAGCCUUAAAUUUUGUUUCCACAUUUAUGUCUCUCUUUUCCCAGACCUUAGAUAUUAAUUCUAAUUAACCCUAUGGUACUUUUCCUAUUCUUGUUUGGUUGUAUUAACAAUCAGAUCUAAUUAAAGUGUUUUACUCUCACUUUCCCUUG
Messenger RNA from Ailuropoda melanoleuca (giant panda), 1571 nucleotides. It is a transcript of the gene ATP6V0D2, whose product is annotated as ATPase H+ transporting V0 subunit d2. Gene Ontology annotation, biological process: proton transmembrane transport. NCBI's taxonomy places the organism in Eukaryota, Metazoa, Chordata, Mammalia, Carnivora, Ursidae. Bases 187 to 1242 code for a protein of 351 amino acids. The transcript has 8 exons. Gene Ontology annotation, molecular function: proton-transporting ATPase activity, rotational mechanism. Gene Ontology annotation, cellular component: proton-transporting V-type ATPase, V0 domain. The record is from RefSeq and is a predicted model, not a curated record.